AUGCUUUUACCAGGACCUCGUACCACAUAUUCCUCUCCGUCCAACGUUGGAAAUAAGAUGACGUCUUAUGCUACGGCAGACUACCCCGCUGACACAAAAGGUCGGUUUGAUUCAGAGGUCUCAUCUACUGACCAGCUGCUGCGUAGGAGUUCCCUUCGCUAUCCUCCACUUUCCCCUCCAUCCUCUCAGCUCGACCGACGGUCCACUGUCCCAGGUAGUAAAGGUCACGCCAUUCUACAGAGUAGAAGCAAUCGAAUCACCGAAAACCGUUGGAGUAAGCUCGUCGGUUUGUUCAGUCGUACUGAUCCUCGUCCCACAGAUAACCGUACUCCCAACCAACCCCACGUCAAGAGCACGGAGUCGCAGACGGUGCGCAAGACCGAGGUCUUACCAGAAGGUAAUCUCGCGGGCGUUUCUGGUGUCAAGUUUUGCGGUGUCUAUGCUACGGAGGAAGAUCGUGUGGCCGCAGCUGAGGGUCUACUACGACUCGCCAUGGAUGAUGCUCUACCCAGAUUGUCGCCCCUCAGCCAGGUAAUUGACGACUGUCUCAGUCAUAUCACAGACGAGGGCGGAAACAGGGUGGAGUCCUACGACUGGCUAGAAGCUGGACUUGACCAAUCAAGCAUUUUUUCCCAGGAGGAUGAAGAUGAUGACGCAGACACCGUCGUUUCUGGCGACUGCAUGGAGCUUGAACGCUCGCCAACUCUGAUCAAUGAGUCUCUCUCGAGCAUUAAACCGCCUAGAACUGUUAAGGUGUCUCACUCACGCGAAUACCCCUCGUGGAUUCAUCUUGAUUAUGACCGGGGAGCUGCUCCUCCGACCCCCCGUAUCCCUGACAGUCCUUGUUUUGAAUUCGCAGUGCCUGAGCCUAAGCCAGCUGAGACCAUGAUUCCCUCUUCGAAUGCUAUUGAUGGGCUGCUGGGUAGAAUCGAUGAUAAAGGGACCUAUCCGGGACUUGGCAUCGAUUCGGGGGAUACUGCCAACGCAUCUACGCUACGCCCUUCUUUCGUUCUCCCUCCUGACACUGACCCGCUUGGUGCACGCCUCGAAAGAACUGAACAACAAUUCGUAUCCUCCGAGCAGUCGCCGACAAGCCAAAAUGUAUUUGUUGCCAUGAGUACUCCGCGCAUACCACUAGUUACCAUUACGGAGGAGAUAUACGUGCGGCGCAACGUCUCGUCCAUGGUUAUGGGCCACUACGAAGGCAAGGAGAACCUGCCUGCUCCCAUUAAAGGAUCCAAGAAGAUGUCGCGACUAGAUGAGGAAAGUCAUACCGUUGAUGACUUAUCAUCAAUAUGCUCCCCGCUCAAGAGCCUUCCAUCCGUAGACUAUGGGUGUUACAACGGGACCAAUGAAGAAGAGAGCGAGUUUAACGCCGAAGAUAGCACCCCUCGCCCGUUGCAGGUUCCGUUUUCUCAGGCGCAAACACCUCUAGCCACUGCAGCUAGCGAUGAUGAUGAUACCCCACGGCCUUUACGGAACGUCGAUUCCAGCGGAUUCUCAGCGGUUCUCAAAUCAACAGUAAAGUCAUCCGACGAGGAUGCCGUCACGGGAGGAUACCUUGACUGGUCUUGGGCGUCAACAGAAGCGGAAUCCACUGCGGACUUACAGCAAAAUACUAAACAAGAUAUCACCCUCACGUCAUACGGCUGCGCUAUGUUCGCCGCCAAACUGUUCCUUCUGUUAUUUCAAUUCUUGCUUGCGUUUUUUCUGCCAGAUUUCUACGGUCAGGUUGUAGGUGUGGGGCUUCGCCUGCAGACCACCCUUAGAGGCAAUCCGUAAUCUGUUUUCUUUCCAUUGGUCAUCGUGCUUGUAUAUGUUCUUUCACUAGAUGUGGUUGGCGAUUCUAUUUUUCUCGAACCCGCGUGUAUACUCUAUAUACCCACCGUGUCGCCGCCACGCUAAUCUAUACCUUCCUAAUGGACUAUCUACACACGCUGUGUCCGUUUAUCUUCUUUAUCACGCCCGUUACCUUCUCCGGCCGACUAUCCCUGUCGCUAUUUUACCGAAUAAA
Coniophora puteana RWD-64-598 SS2 is the source of this 2014-nucleotide messenger RNA. RefSeq lists its product as uncharacterized. The record is from RefSeq and is a predicted model, not a curated record. The coding region runs from base 1 to 1782 and encodes 593 amino acids. NCBI's taxonomy places the organism in Eukaryota, Fungi, Basidiomycota, Agaricomycetes, Boletales, Coniophoraceae. The transcript is spliced from 8 exons.